AGCAAGUGACAAUUGCUCAGUUUGUUUUGAUCGGUCUAGCUUGAACGGUUGGAAUAAUUCUUUUCUUUGAUCCAGGGAAUACUUUCAUUUGUUUCCGAAAUGAUUAUAUUUUGUGCUGUGAGGGGAUGUUCGAACAAACUAUGCCUUACGAAGGGCAUUACAGAAAUUUCAUACCACAAAUUUCCAAGCCAUCCGGAUUGUUUGGACCAGUGGAUUCGUUUUUGUGGGUGGCACGAUGGAUGGAAUCCUCGGCCAAAUCAGGGCAUUUGCUCAAAACACUUCAACCAAAGUUGCUUCGGUGGACAAUAUAAGAUGCGGCGCAAGUUAAAAAAUAGAGCAAUUCCCAGUAGGAAACCUGGAACAGACGUCAAAGAUAUUACAAAAAAUGGACAGGGUCCAAGUAAAGCAAAAACUGCAGAAAUCGGUCAUACAAAACAUCCAGACAUAGUGACGGAAGAACAUAUAAAAACUGAAGAUGAAUUUAGUCAAAUUGAUGUGGAAUCUGAGGCAGCCCAGCAAACUGAUACGAAUUUGUGCAGGGUUUGUCAGUCGGAUUUACUACCUGAUGCAAAACAUUUGCUUGAGCCAGCAGUGGCAAGAAAAUCUUACGCAGAUGCAAUCGGAGAAAUACUACAUAUUCAGGUGUUCUGCGAUGGUGACGCAAACAUGCGUAUUUGUGAAAAAUGUAGUAGUUUCAUUAAAGAUCUUUAUUCCUUUGCAAAAUUAUGCCGAGAUUCAUUAACGGAAAUGAAGUUACCCCAUAGCAAUUUAAAUACAGUAAGCCAAGAGCUGUCGGAGUUGGAGAAGGAGAAGGUUCUAGAAAUCCAGAUUGAAACGAUUGAUACUCAUGAAACCCAAAGUGAAGCAUCUUCACAAUUGGAUCCAAAGCGAGUCAAAUCCGUCGAUCCAAAGCAGUGUGAUAUUUGUGGUGUUUUCAUCAAACAAGAUUUACAACUGCACAAGAAGACGCACUUCAACGUAUCAGUCAAAUGUGAUGUCUGCGGAAAAACCUACUCGAACGCUCGUCAGCUGCAGGUGCAUAUGAAUGUACACACGAAAAACAUUCCGUAUCCAUGUCAGUUUUGUGACAAGGUUUUUUAUGUCUGGAGAUCACAGAAAGAUCACGAGCAAACGCAUUUGGACAAAAUUAACAAUGUUGAGCAUCGUUGCACUGAGUGCGACAACGUUUAUGCUACUAAAAAGCAACUCGAAGUUCAUUUCAAAUUGAAGCACUUGGGAAUUCGGAAAUACGCCUGUCAGCACUGCAACUUCAAAACCAAUCUAAAGGAUCGCUUAUUGCAUCACGUCCGAGCCACCCACACCGAUAAACGACCUUACGGUUGCACGGUCUGUGAUAAUACGACUAGUAAUGAUUCCAACCACUACAUUCACUUCAAACGGCACAAGAAAAAAGGCGAAUCAACUGAGUACCAGAUUAAGUGUGCCUACUGUGGGAAAGUUUUCACGAAAGAUGCUGUUUUUGAAAUGCAUUUGGUUGAUGAUCACCCGGAAGAAGCUGUUAUUGUUUAGUUAUGAAAUAAAGUUUCUAAAUACAACAUUGAGAUUUGAUUGAG
Molecule: messenger RNA, 1574 nt
Organism: Aedes aegypti (yellow fever mosquito)
Lineage: Eukaryota; Metazoa; Arthropoda; Insecta; Diptera; Culicidae
Product: zinc finger protein 468
Exons: 6
Coding region: 100-1530 (476 amino acids)
Cellular component (GO): nucleus
Molecular function (GO): zinc ion binding
Source: RefSeq, a predicted model, not a curated record